AUGGACAACUUGAGGGACCUCGUCGCCAACAUCGAGUUUCUUGGGAGAAAGCAUGUCGACCUACGAAUGAGGGUGACCUAGGUAUCAGGCGCCCUCAAGAUGUACUCAACAUGUUUCAAAAGAAACUCAUUUGGAGGAUGAGGACCACACCAUCGAUGCUAGGCUCUUUUGUGUUAGCCAAAUAUGGUGAGUGGGCUCGACAACCAGCCGACAUCAAAGGAGUCAAACAAUGGGCAGACCGGCAACGACAUUGGCUGGAGAUGGUGCCCCUUAUUCGUUGGUGAGUGGGGCGAGGCGCGAUCAGUGUCUGGUACGACACUUGGCUAGAGGACACACCAUUGGUCAAUUUUACCACUUUUACAUCAUCUUGGCCUCGCUUGACAGUAGCCUAACUUCUCCAAGGAGACACUCGUCUACUUAUUGAGAGGCAUGGACUACCGUCGAACUUGUUACUAGCCAUCACCAUGACUGAGACGAGUUUUACUGAGGACCAACCCAUCUAGACACUUACCGUAGAUGGCAGUUUCUCUUAUAGCUCCUCUUAAGAGCACUUUAGAAACCGCUCCCCAAAGACAUUUUGGGGAAAUCUCAUAUGACAUCUAGCCAUCACACCUCGUGUUUCGUUCUUCCUGUGGAAGUUCAUGCACCGAGGACUACCCACCAACGAUCGAGUGAUUGUCACCGAUUAGGAGGUGGAAAGGAGAUAUCAUUGUUGCUCUAUCAUGACAGACAAAAGUAUGGAACAUUUAUUUUUCCAUAGUGAUAUCACUAUCGAGUGUUGACGUCAACUUCUAGUGAAUUAGCUUUCAAUGCUCUCGUACAGACCUACGAGACCAUCACUAGAGGUCUUUAGGAGAGUCAUUGACUCAUCGACAAGUGUCAAGGUUAGUCCCUUCAUCCGUAUCUCCAUAGCAUAUAUGUUAUGGGAAAUAUGGAAGGGACGUAACUCAUCUCAAUUUGUAGGCCAAGUGAUGUGUGCCACAGAGAUUAUAAGGCACAUAACACAAUGGCUUCGGAGUACUCAUUCCUUAGUGCCAAACAAAACAAAACACUCGCAUUCUAUUUGUGAGGCUUUUGGGCUUUGGGAACUCCAUAUCAUACCUACACAGACCUAUACUACUAUCUGAUCUGUUAGAUGGACACCACCGAGGACUGGACAGUGGAAACUCAACGUCAAUAGAGCAUCUCAAGGUAACCCAGGACCAUCUGAAGGAGGAGGUAUCUUACGCGCUAGUACAGGAUGCAUUCUCUUUGCCUUUUUGAACUUUUAUAAUAUAUGAACUAAUAUUGCGGCAGAGGCUAUGGCAAUACGGGAUGGUUUGCUUCUUUGUGAGGAGCAAAAUAUUACUAAUAUUGUCUUAGAAUCUGAUUCCAAAGUGUUAGUGGACAUGUUACGUGUAGACUCUUGUCCUCAUUGGAGGCUCAAGAAUAUCUGGGCAGACAUCAUGCGAUGUCAAGGAUGCAUCACAACUAUUACGCAUCAGUUUCGAGAAGGGAAUCAAAUAGCUGACGCCCUUGCUAUGCAUGGAGUCAGAUCGCGUCGGAGGACAAUCUUCUCUUUUUGGCAGGACAUGCCCCUCAAAGCCCAAGGUGCUCAUAGACUUAAGCGACUCGGCAUACCUUCUUUACGCAUGCACCGCACUCCACUAUCGGCCCCUCCACGGCAGUGGCGUAUUGUUUGGAGGAGACUAGGGGUGGUUACUAUUAGCCGCUGAAGACCACAAUGGAGAUACAGGUACGUGUUUCCUUUAUUUCUAUUUUCAGGUCUAUCACAAGCCACAACUAUGACAUCAUCAUGGCACUCAUCCCAUACCACCGAUGUGGAAUGCACUUUACCUAUCAGCACAAGACGGAUAAGGCACAUUGUAAUCCACUCGAAUAUAUGUUAAAUAAGAAAGAUGCAAAGCCACGUUUAUUAAGAUGGAUUUUAUUGUUGUAGGAAUUUGACUUAGAAAUAAAAGAUAAAAAAGGUUUUGAGAAUGUUGUUACUAACCAUCUUUCUAGAUUAAGUGAUAUAGGAAUAAAUGCAGCACUUUUAUAAGACGCAUUUCUAGAUGAACAAUUGAUGACAACUCAACAUCAACCAUCACCAUGGUAUGCACAUAUUGUUAUUUUUCUGGUUUCUGGAAAAAUUCCAGAACAGUGGGAUAAGAACAAAAAAUAUCAUUUCUUUUCUAAGAUUAGAAAUUAUUUUUGGUAUGAUCCUGAUUUAUAUUACUUGGGCAAUGAUCAAAUUUUAAGGAGAUGUGUUCUUGAAGAAGAAUAUCAUAGCAUUAUUAACAUGUGUCAUUCAUCUAAAUGUGGAGGACAUUUCUCUAGAUGAAAAACAGUUGUAAAAAUUUUUCAGUGUGGUUUUUAUUGGCUUACAAUCAUUAGAAAUUCUAUAGAAUUUAGUAGAACAUAUAUUUCAUGCCAAUCUAUAGGUAACAUGAGUAAAAAAGAUGAAAUACCCAUGAGUAAUAUGUUAGUAGUCGAAAUUUUUGAUGUAUGGGGAAUAGAUUUCAUGGGUCCCUUCCCAUCAGCUGAAAAAUAUGAAUAUAUUUUGCUUGCUGUUGAUUAUGUGUCGAAGUGACUGGAAGUUAUUCCUACUAGAAUUAAUGAUCAUAAAAUCGUGAUGAAAUUUGUGUAGGAAAAUAUUUUUUCGAGAUUUAGAUGUCCUAGAGUGAUUAUUAGUGAUGGAGAAACACAUUUUACAAAUAAACAUUUCAGGGAACUGUUGAAAAAGAAUGGAGUACAUCAUAGAGUAGCCACUCCAUAUCAUCCCCAAAUAAAUGGGCAAGUUGAAGUAGCAAAUAGGAAAAUUUAGAGAAUUUUGAGAAAAAUAGUUAGACCAGAUAGGAAAGAUUGGCCCACGAAAUUACAAGAUGCAUUAUGGGCUUAUAGAACAGCUUAUAAAAAUCCCAUAGGUAUGUCCCCAUUUCGUCUCAAUUUUGAAAAGCCAUGUCAUCUUCUUGUGAAAAUAGAGCAUAAAGCAUUAUGGGAUAUAAAAUAUUUAUGUAUGGAUGAAAAAUCAGCUGGUGGGUAUAGAAUUUUUCAGCUAUAUGAACUAGAGGAGUUGAGGAAUAAAGCUUAUGAAAAUCAUAAAAUAUAUAAAGAAAAAACUAAAACUUUUCAUGAUAAAUACAUUAGUAGAAAAAAAAAAUUGAUGUCGGAGAAAAAGUAUGGUUAUAUGAUUUUAGGCUGAAAUUAUUCCCAGGAAAAUUAAAAUCAAAAUGGAAAGGGCCUUAUGUGGUGGAAGAGACAUAUGAUUAUGGGAUUGUCAUGAUUAAAGAUCUUAAAAGUGAUCAUAACUUUAAGGUAAAUGGACAGCGGCUUAAACAUUACAUAGAACAUGAACGUCUUGCAGAAAAAGAAAUUUUAUUAUUAAAAGAAAUUCAAGAGUAA
Spirodela intermedia is the source of this 3384-nucleotide messenger RNA. NCBI's taxonomy places the organism in Eukaryota, Viridiplantae, Streptophyta, Magnoliopsida, Alismatales, Araceae. The record is from the annotation of a GenBank genome assembly.